GAUGUCGACCAGCUCUUCGGAGCCUACGGUGCCAGCCCGGGCCCCAGUCCCGGCCCCAGUCCAGCGCGGCCGCCCGCAAAGCCGCCCGAGGAGGAGCCGGACGCCGACGGCUACGAGUCGGACGACUGCACCGCCCUGGGCACGCUGGACUUCAGCCUCCUCUACGACCAGGAGAACAAUGCCCUCCACUGCACCAUCAGCAAGGCCAAGGGCCUGAAGCCAAUGGACCACAACGGGCUGGCGGACCCCUACGUCAAGCUGCACCUGCUGCCUGGAGCCAGUAAGGCAAAUAAGCUCAGAACAAAAACUCUCCGAAACACUCUGAACCCCACAUGGAAUGAGACCCUCACUUACUAUGGGAUCACAGAUGAAGACAUGAUCCGAAAAACCCUGCGGAUCUCCGUGUGUGAUGAGGACAAAUUUCGCCACAACGAGUUCAUCGGGGAGACGCGAGUGCCCCUGAAGAAGCUGAAACCCAACCACACCAAGACAUUCAGCAUCUGCCUGGAGAAGCAGCUGCCAGUGGACAAGACAGAAGACAAGUCCCUGGAGGAGCGGGGCCGCAUCCUCAUCUCCCUCAAGUACAGCUCGCAGAAGCAGGGCCUGCUGGUCGGCAUCGUGCGCUGUGCACACCUGGCUGCCAUGGACGCCAAUGGCUACUCGGACCCCUACGUGAAAACAUACCUGAAGCCGGAUGUGGACAAGAAAUCCAAACAUAAGACAGCAGUAAAGAAGAAGACCCUGAACCCAGAGUUCAAUGAGGAGUUCUGUUAUGAGAUUAAGCAUGGGGACCUGGCCAAGAAGACCCUGGAAGUCACUGUUUGGGAUUACGACAUUGGAAAAUCUAACGAUUUCAUUGGUGGUGUGGUUCUAGGUAUCAAUGCCAAGGGCGAGCGUCUGAAGCACUGGUUUGACUGCCUGAAGAACAAGGACAAGCGGAUAGAGCGCUGGCACACACUCACCAACGAACUCCCUGGGGCUGUGCUCAGCGACUGACUGGCCCCCACCUGCUGCCACACCUGCCCCUGUGUGUCACCUGGCCCAGCACUGGCCUGGCCCUGGGCUUCCUCAACUGCCACCAAGGGCCUCAGCCCCCACGUUGGGGGAGAUCCAGGACACCUGCUCGAACACAGAACCACUGCAGCCCCCACUUGGAGGCCAUGGAGGACCUAGCCACUCUGAGGGACAGCGAGGGCAGACAGCUGGGUCUACUUUCAGCCCCUGGGGCCCAAAUGGGCCAGAGCUGGGAGGAGAGGAGCUUGGCCUCAGUACCCAUCCUGGGGAAGGGAAUGGGGCUAUCCAAGGACAAGGAACCUACCAGAGGUCAGCAGUAAAUCACAGGGGACCUCAGGCUGAGAGAACAGGAGUGCAGGGGCACCCUGGUGGGGCCAGUGAGAACUCCUGUUGGGGACGUUAGGAAGAAGCGUAUAGUGGGGAGGAGACUAUAAGCAGGACAGGAUGCUGACUACAUCCGUUCAUCCCUGGCAUUACUGGGCAGGUAAAAAUGUUAACCUGAGAGCCAGGAGUCUGGUGAAGUUCUCAGAAGCUCCCAAUGAACGUGGGCGACUGGCAAACAGUUCACUCAAUAAUUUCACAAGCCCUUAGGGAAGAAUGAGAUCCAGGCCUGCCCUCAGGGAGUUCCCCUGUCUAGUCAAAAAGCUGGAAACAAACCAUUAUGUGGGGAUCAAGGAAUGCCAAGGCUAGCCUGGUCGCCUGCAAGUGCUGUGGAUUCUGCUGACUCUGCUAGGAGAGCAGGGAGGGCUUCUCAGAGCAGGUUAUGCUUUAGCAAAACCUUGAAAGGUAGUAGAGUUUCUAGGCAGACAAAGGGGAAGGGCAGUGCAAGCAGUGGGAAUGGUCUCAAAGGCCUGGAGCAGAGAGAACGGUGAUUAAGCCAGGGACACUGAGGGACUCAUGAUUUCUCUGGGGGGCAGGGGCAAUGGCACCCAGCCCUACUCCCUCCUCACCCUUGGCUGCCAGGCCAGCCUGGGCUCAUAGCUGUUGGGGGAGAGAUGGAAGUACCAUGGUGAAACUGAUGUUGGUGCAGGGUCAAGUUCAAUUCUCAGAUCCAGUUCUCCCACCUUUGAUCUCUUUCCUCCUGAGGACCCUGGAAAAUGAAUACUGCCUCUCAUUCUUCCCAGCUUAAGCAUCAGGUCAGCUGUAGUCAAGAAGAGAAAAAGGGUCCUUUGUUUUAUACUAAAAGAAGCAAAAUGUCCUCCUGUCCUCCCCCUCCUCUUCCCUUCCCCUGCCUCCUACCUAGGCCCUUCUGGGUUUGGGACCCCAGGUGGUUGCCCAUGCAUCCUGGCCCUACUGUGACCACUGAUGUCCCUCUCAGGAAUACUGAGCAGCAGUCCAGGGCCUUGUUUCUGGGAAGCUAAGAGGGAGACACUCUGCCUGCUGGGCCUGUCUAUACCCUGAGUCAGGGUCUCCAGGGAAAGGUUGAAGGGUUGGGGCCCAGGUCUGAAGCCCCAGACUUUUCCUGCCUUCCAGGGGGCUUUCAGGAAUGCUGGAUGAACAAAUGCAUAACCAAGGAAUUUCUGUGUUCAACCCAUUACUGGACUGAUGGGAAAUGGAGCCCAGAGAAGAAAAGCGACCUGCCCAAGGCUUUCCAGCCUUACCACAGCUGGGGCAGACCAGACUCCAUGGCCCCUUCCCCACCCCCAGCCCAGGGCUCUGGACCACACUUCAGGGGAAGUAGGGUGCUGAGCUCACACACAAGAGGUCCUGCUAGCUGCCUGCCUGAGGCUCACCCCUGCCUGCUGCCUACCCACGCCGACACUAGCAGCAGGGUUCACAUGGUCAUCAGGGUUGGGCCUUCUGCUGCAAACACAAAGCACACCACCAUCUGAGGCCUGGGGUGAUGAUUCAAUCCCACCAAGUGCCCAUCAGCCCUUUCCUAGUUUGCGGGGAACUUGGGACUCUAGCCCCCACACAGCACAUGGCAACUUUUGCUGGUCAUGGAGACUUGGUUUUCCCAUCUUUAAGAAGGCUCUGUGUGUGUUAAGGGUUUUACAUGCACUGUCUUAAUAAAUCUUCACAACCCUUGUGUCUGGUGAGCCCUGAGUACCCUCUAACUUUGCCUUUUUGGAGGGUCUCAUUCAGAGAUGAGCUCACACCCUCUCUGUGAAGACAUGGAAAUGCUGAAUGGCAAAGCUAGAAGGGACUCUGUGAGUACACCUACUACAACUUCCUUAAUAAAUACAUAGAGAAACUGAGAUCCAGCUGGGACAAGAUUUCCCAGAACUCCUGGCACCCAGUCCAGGGCCCUCUACUGCCCCAGGCUGUUCAAGUGUAGACUUGAUCUUGAAAGACGGUCCCCUCUGACCACUGGGACAGUCAGGCUGGGAGGCAGGAAUUCUGGACAGCCAGCUCAAGUGGAGGAUGGGGCACAGGAGGGCCCCCAGGGAGUGACAGAACUUUCAGGAGAACCCUGGCACUGUUCUAGACCCCUUGCAGAUUGUAUCUCUGUAAUAGAAAAAGCUCUUUGAGAAGCUGCAGUAUCAGCUCUGCCUUUGACCCCAAACUGGCAUCUUUCCUCUGGUCCAUCCGACCUACAAAGAUGGGAGAUUUGAUGCAAAAAAAAAAAAAAAAA
Messenger RNA from Pteropus alecto (black flying fox), 3589 nucleotides. RefSeq names its product double C2 domain beta (gene DOC2B). The transcript has 9 exons. The annotation marks the transcript as partial. The record is from RefSeq and is a predicted model, not a curated record. NCBI's taxonomy places the organism in Eukaryota, Metazoa, Chordata, Mammalia, Chiroptera, Pteropodidae. Gene Ontology annotation, cellular component: membrane.